AUGGGUCACAAGUACGAAGCAAACACCUGGGGGGAGCACCGUCUUCGCAGAGCUUCCGAUCUCGGUGAGGUACACCUUGAAGGUGGCCUUUGGGCACCCCGCAGAGGUGGCCGUUCUGGAUGGUGGCCUGCCCCGCUGGAAGGAGCUAGGCCGGUCGGUCAGCGGCCGCUGCCGCCGCCCGGAGGUUAUCCCUUGGAGGAGGGGCUGCCGGAGCCCUCCGCCCCGGCGAAGAUGUGUCGCUGGAGUAAGGUGCCGGAAGCCGUUUGGGACAAGUCGCAGGUUUUGGCGAACAUUCACUCCAAGCAGGCAUUGCACCUGGACGCCCGCCCGGUUGGACGUUUCCACGGGGAGCAACCGGAGCCACGGCCCAAGCUGCGGUGGGGGCACGUUCCAGGAAGUGUGUCCCUGGAGGCAGUGGCCUUGCUGAAGCUGCCGUACAUGCUGAAUCAGAAGGAUUUGCAGCUGGUGGUGGAGGGCGCUGGCAUCAAACUGGAGCACCUCAGGGGCGAUAUCGGCCCCAGGAUCCUGACCUCCUGUGGUUCAGGGAUGACCGCAUGCAUUCUUGGCCUGGGUCUACACCAGCUGGGCAUGCCCCUCUCGCGCUGGUCGGUCUAUGAUGCCUCCUGGUGCGAGUGGGGCGCCGAUCAGGACACCCCUGGGAUCGGAUCCACGGUCUUGCAUGAAGAAAAGAACACCACUGGACGUGAACAUAAGGGCUACACUAAGGGCUACAUAUGCGAGACGCCCAUUGUGAAGCGAGGAGCGGAUGGCGCCGAAGAAGCAGAUAAGCGGGACAUCUACUACCGGGAGGCCAAGAAGGAGGGCUUUCGAGCUCGAUCUGCCUUCAAACUCUUGCAGAUUGAUGACGAGUUGAAGCUCCUCGAAGACAAAACAGUCCGCAACGUGGCGGAUCUUUGUGCUGCACCUGGGGGAUGGAGCCAGGUGCUGGCCUUGCGCCUGGUCUCGGACGAGCGUCCGCCGCCUCGGAUCGUGGCAGUGGACAAGUAUGAAAUGCAACCGCUCACCGGGAGGCUUGUCUUCGUCUCAUGGUCCGCGGUUGGCCGUUGCGGGCCCCGUUGGUCUGGCCAUCCACGUACAAACGACGGUGGUGCACCUGGUGGACUCGGCAGGCUGAAGCCAUCUGUGUUGGUUGCCUGGGUUUGA
Durusdinium trenchii is the source of this 1164-nucleotide messenger RNA. The record is from the annotation of a GenBank genome assembly. Lineage: Eukaryota; Dinophyceae; Suessiales; Symbiodiniaceae.